This is a messenger RNA of Plasmodium cynomolgi strain B, 1547 nucleotides long. RefSeq names its product Pv-fam-d protein. The transcript is spliced from 3 exons. The record is from RefSeq and is a predicted model, not a curated record. Bases 411 to 1547 code for a protein of 378 amino acids. Lineage: Eukaryota; Apicomplexa; Aconoidasida; Haemosporida; Plasmodiidae.
AUUUUUAAGUAUAUUAAAAUUUGCUAAAAAUUAUACUUAAUCACAUAAGUUGAAAUUUUAUAUUUUUAUAAAAUAUAUUUUUUGUAAUGUGAAAGGUAGAAAUAGAUACCAUUAAUAAUUUUUUCCUUAAAAUUAUACAAUUAGUUCAUUUUACAUCCCUACCCCCUUGUAGCAUAACAAAUAAAAAAAAAAAAAACCUAAGUUUUAGAUUUAAAGUAUACACAAAAAUAAAAUAAAAUAAAAUAAAAUAAAAAGCUCUUUUAAAAACGCUUUUUAAAAAAUUAAUGAAAGAAUAGAAAAUUAAAUUUAACAUUAUAUAUAAUCCUAUUGAAUUAAUUACUUUAUAUAUCACCUAAGUAUUCUUAUCUUAUUAUUACAAAUAGAAUUCGCAAUUUUCCAAAAAAUUAAAAAUGAAAGAAAGCAGGAGUAUGAUUUCCUAUAUGAAAGUUUUUACUUAUUCUCUCAUAGUAUGGUCGUCGCAAUAUGCCCGUAACUCAUCAAAUGCCUUAUGUGAUCUAUCAUGUUAUAAGGGCAACAACAGGUUAUUGGGCGAAGGCUCAAUGUAUUCAUUAAGAGGUGAUUUCCCUAUGAGACCUAGAAAUGGUGGUGGUUAUCGAGAUGAUGAACUUCAUAAUAUGUCAAGAAGAAUGAACAGUGCAGUAAAUGAUGCUCAUUUUGAACGUCGAUUUCAGGCAUUAUCCUCUGAAGAUAAUUUACAGGGUGGCUUUAAGGCUAUGAUGCACGAUGACAAUAUACAGAAACGAUUUAGUGCAAUAAUGCAUGAGGGAGAUAAUGGAAGGGGAUCUGGCAAUUCAUUUGAGAAUGAGUUUAAUACAAGAGGAAGAUCGAAUUACUAUCAGCAUUACAAAAAAGGGAGUGGCUUAAAAAAGAAUGUUAUGGGUUUAUUAAAGUACGAUAAAUAUUCAGGAAGAAAAGGUCAGUCAUCAAGAGGAGCCAGGGAUUUUGAUAGACAAGCUCAUCGUUAUCAACAGGAUAUAGAAGCUCACCAGACCCCUUAUAACUUUAACACCUUUGAUAUUACUCUGAAUACUCACAUGCCACUUUUUGAUAGUAACGGACCACUGGAAGAACAUGAAAUCAAACACGUAGUUCAAAAAAAAAGAUUAAACAGAAGUGCCCUAGAAUCCAUCUUAGAAAGUUUUAUUAAAUUCGUAAAAAAAUCAGAUGCAAUGUAUGAAACAGAACUAUUAGGUAUAAUGACAGGUACUACUGGUGCUUAUGAUGGUCAACACCUCGAACAAAAAAAAAAUAAAGGAUUGGGAGGCAUGCUUAAGGAUAAAUUAACCAUCAUUUCCCCAAUUAUAUCAAUUGCUAUCUUUUUGGUCUUGUUCGUUGUGUUUGAUGUAUUAUCUGGUGUUGUCAUAACAUCUAUACUUCUCAUUGCAACAGCCUUAUAUGUAUGGUACAAAUAUAACAAGUGUGAACGUAUAAAUAAAAUGUACGGAAUUUAUGACGAGCAAAAAUUAAUGGAGCACAGUGCAAAACGAAAAAUGGCAGCACUCAGAAAUUCAAGAUACAUUAGAUAA